AUGGUCUCCUUUCACUCAUUUAUCGUCACUUUGAUCGCGCUCGGCGUGUCUGCGGCUCCAGCCCCGCAAGCUUCCGGUAACCCCGAAACCCCCACGGAACCGCGCUGCGACGGCGUUCAAUGCCCAGCGAAUUCCGUCUGCAAAGUUUUCGACUUCAAUCUCGAAAAGCCUGUCGGCUGCUUCUCGGAAGGACCAGUACCGCCGGAGACCGAGACUUGCGGCAGCGUCAUCUGUCCCAUUGGAACAUCCUGCUGUAACCCCACCUGCGGAGUGUGUGCAAAGCCGGACGAAUCAUGCUUGCAAUGGGUUUGCGACUCACCGGUUCUUCAUUAA
Colletotrichum truncatum is the source of this 333-nucleotide messenger RNA. RefSeq lists its product as uncharacterized. Lineage: Eukaryota; Fungi; Ascomycota; Sordariomycetes; Glomerellales; Glomerellaceae. The record is from RefSeq and is a predicted model, not a curated record.